Messenger RNA from Ilex paraguariensis (yerba mate), 2818 nucleotides. Lineage: Eukaryota; Viridiplantae; Streptophyta; Magnoliopsida; Aquifoliales; Aquifoliaceae. The record is from the annotation of a GenBank genome assembly.
UCCUCUCCGAUAUACCCGUUAUAAAUAAUUAAAUCCCCGUUAUAAUUAAAUAUACGUUCAAGCCCUAACUUACUCCUCUCCUCCAUCAGUCUCCGCCAGUCCGCCUCCAGAGUCCAGGCCCUCGCCUGAACGAGUGAACGUCUCUCUCCUCUCCUACGCUCUGUCUCUCUGUCUCCAUCAUCUCUCUCCACUUUCCACUGUCGGCUGAGCAGCAACGGUGUUCCACUGAUUUUUCCAAUCUGCUCGAUAUUCCCUCAAAAACGAAGGUGUUAUUGCUUCAGGAUCAACAAGGGUUAAAGCUUAAAUGGCCGCCACUGCAGUUAGUAAAAUAAAAGGUGCAAAUUCGCGAAAACAUCCUCCCGGGAAGAAGCAAAAAAAAGAAUUUUUCUCGGAUAAAAACCCAAAAAAAGAUGAUGUUAGCGAUUCGGAUGGAAUGGAUGAAGGGGUGGAAGAGUUGGGGGGUUUUGAAGAAGAAGAACACGAUUCUGUUUCAGGUUCUGAAAUGUCUUCUGACGGGGAUGAUCCAUUUAGGGGUGAUUUUCUCCAAGGAAGUGAUAACGAAGACGAAGGUUCAGAUUUAGCUUCUGAUUCAGAUGAUUCUAAUAUUGAGAAGAAAUCAAGAGCUAUUGAUGAAGAGAAGGCGAGGGAGGAAGAAGAAGCUGAUGCUGAAUUGCAGCUCAACAUCAAAGAGGAAGCUGAUGAGUUCAUAUUGCCGACCAAGGAGGAGCUUGAGGAAGAUGCACGUCGCCCUCCUGAUCUCCCAAAUCUCCAACGAAGGAUAAAAGAGAUGGUUCGGGUGCUUUCAAAUUUUAAGUCUUUGAGACAAAAGGGGGCAAUACGCAAGGAUUACAUUGAUCAACUUAUGGUGGACUUAGGUUCGUACUAUGGAUACAACGAUUUCCUAAUCGAAGUUUUGGUGGAGAUGUUUCCUCCAGUUGAACUUUUGGAACUUAUUGAAGCUUUUGAAAAGUCUCGGCCAAUAUGUCUUCGAACAAAUACUUUAAAGACACGCAGAAGGGACUUGGCUGGUGUACUGUUGAACAGAGGUGUCAACUUAGAUCCAUUAAGCAAGUGGUCAAAAGUUGGCUUGGUUGUUUAUGACUCACAAGUGCCUAUUGGUGCCACACCUGAAUAUAUGGCUGGUCAUUAUAUGCUUCAAAGUGCAAGCUCUUUUUUGCCUGUAAUGGCCCUUGCUCCUCAGGAGAAGGAACGAAUCGUUGAUAUGGCGGCUGCUCCUGGUGGUAAAACAACAUAUGUUGCUGCUCUUAUGAAGAACAGUGGAAUAAUUUAUGCGAAUGAAAUGAAGGAGUCGAGGCUCAACUCACUCACUGCAAAUCUACAUCGCAUGGGGGUGACAAAUACCAUUGUUUCCAACUACGAUGGGAGGGAGCUGCCUAAAGUUUUGGGUCGCAACACUGCAGAUAGGGUUUUGUUAGAUGCUCCAUGCAGUGGCACUGGGGUCAUAUCAAAAGACGAGUCUGUCAAAACCUCUAAAAGCUUUAAAGAUAUUCUGAACUGUUCCAUUUUGCAGAAGGAAUUGAUACUUGCAGCAAUAGACAUGGUGGAUGCCAAUUCAAAAUCAGGGGGAUACAUUGUUUACUCCACAUGUUCUAUAAUGAUCCCUGAGAAUGAAGCAGUUAUAGACUAUGCACUCAAGAAGAGGGAUGUGAAACUUGUGCCAUGUGGACUUGACUUUGGGCGUCCAGGGUUUACCCGAUUUAGGGGAAGACACCAAUUUCACCCCUCUUUAGAAAAGACAAGACGUUUCUAUCCCCAUGUGCACAACAUGGAUGGAUUUUUUGUGGCAAAGUUGAAAAAAAUGAGCAAUUCCAAGCCAACCUCAGCACCUUCUGAACCAGGGGAAUAUCAGCAGCAAGAAAAUGAGGAAGAAGAUGCUGCAAAAGAAUAUGGGAGCUUGAAGAAAGAUGAUCCUGAGCCAAUUGAAAGCAGCAACAAGAAGAAUGCCACGGGGGAAUAUCAGCAGCAAGAAAAUGAGGAAGAAGAUGCUGCAAAAGAAUAUGAGAGCUUGAAGAAAGGGGUUCCUGAAACCAGGAAAGUAGAAAAAACGACGACCAUUAGAAAGAGGGAGAAAAGAAAACGCCUUUCGAGAGAGGAAAUCUCAGAAGCCCGAGAAGAGAAGAGGAAAGCCUCAAGGGAAGCAAAGAGAAAAGUUUUGAAAAAGGCUACAAGUAAGAAAAGUUGGUGAAGAAACUCAUUGGUAGGAGCUCAUGAAGAUCUGAUGGGAUUGCGAUAUAUCCAUUGCGUCUUCAGAGAAGCCAAUGCUUUCUCAUGUCUUGCCUAAUGCAGGAUUUCAUUAGAUUCUAAAUUACUUGUCUGUGAUAGUAUGGAUACAUGAAGAAAACAAACUGCUCCUGGCUGAUGCAUGAAGGGUUUAUGCCCAUUAUUUCAAUUUUGGUUUUACAAAUGUUUUGUUUACAAAAAGAAUGAGAAGACAACCCAAGUUCAAAAGGAGGGGAAACGACAAAUACAACAACAAAAUAUUCGAUAGAAUUGAUUGGGUGACAUUUUUCAGCUGUCAUCUACUAAUUCAUUAUCUAAAAUCAGGAUUUUUUAUGCUUGCCUGAAGUUCAUUCAUUUGCAGUAUUCAAGGUGGUAUGAGUAUGACUGUUAGGGUAAGUCUACAAUCAUGUUUUGCGAUCAGAUGUGGGAUUUCUGUGUACUUUUUUUGGGUGAUCACAAACUAAAACUCCAUACCGAAACUAGGAAAAUUUAGUCACUCACCAUUCAUGUUUGCAAUUACUGUACUGCCUUGUUGGUGUGUCUUGUUCCAAUGCUACUUCGCCAAUUUGUUAUUCAG